Messenger RNA from Bemisia tabaci, 3885 nucleotides. It is a transcript of the gene Ube3a, whose product is annotated as ubiquitin protein ligase E3A. Gene Ontology annotation, biological process: protein polyubiquitination. The record is from RefSeq and is a predicted model, not a curated record. Lineage: Eukaryota; Metazoa; Arthropoda; Insecta; Hemiptera; Aleyrodidae. Gene Ontology annotation, molecular function: ubiquitin protein ligase activity.
CUUUCAUCUCCCCACGAUCGCCAUUGUGACUCACGAUAGGAAUAGGAAUAGCACACAAUCUCUUGUAGUUUUUAGUGUAGAAAAACACAAAGUGAACGAAGUUUGAGUGUUUUUUGUCGUGUAUCCGGCCCAUGACCUUUAAAACUCAGUAGCAUUUGUACGUGUUAUACUUUUAAGUAUUCUAUGAACCCCGAAAAUAAAAAACAGGACAGCGAAGGCUCAAGCAACACUUCUGCUCUUGCGCAGUUGUCAUCUUCGAGCCUUGCUCUCUCGCCUGAGGAAGAGGUAUUCCAGUCCAAUAACGGAGAGCCAGAUACCAUGAAACGAGCUGCUGCCGCGAAAAGAAUUGAACGCUACUUCUAUCAGCUUACAGAUGGUUGUGGCAAUGAAAACUGCAGCAACAAAUUUUGUGCUUCUAGUGGAAAAGCUCCAUCAUUGAAGCCGAACCAAGCUGCUGUUUUAGCUCUUGAAUUAUUCAAAGAAGACUCUCCUCUGUGCGAGUAUCACCCGGCAAAAAUUCCUAGAACUCAAGAGGCAGGAGACCUCACGCCUGAAUCAUUUGUCUCCUCAUUAUCAAAUGUUAUCGAGUCUGCCAGCUCCAGCGAGAAAAAAGUUCCUUCUGCUUCAAGUGAGCUUGAGGUUGGAGAAUCUUUGACUCCGACAACGUCCUCGAAUACGCCCACCACAAAGACACAAACCAAAACAACUUCACCAUCUGUCUCUGACAAGGACUGCACCAAUAAGCCUUACAAUGCAUCUUCAAGCACUAAAAAAAAAUACUUGACCGAAAAAAUCCUUCAUGAUAUAUUGGAAACUUGCAAAGAAACAAAUUCAUACUCAGCCCUCCGAGCGUCAUUAUAUCAAGUUUUCUCUGAGCCGGAAUGUUUGUAUCAAAGCUUCUUGAAGUCUGAUUCGGAGCCAGCCAAAUCAGAACUGUACCCUAAUUUGAAGAAGGAAGAGGUUCGAGAGCUGGAAGGUGAAAUGGAGAAAGACCAGGAUAGCGUGGCUGUCGGGAAAGGAGAAAUAGAAUCAUGUUCUGAUUAUUUAGCUGUUGAUAUUGCAUCAUUGAGACGAGCAUACAAAGAGCUAUCAUCUGUUCCUGCCUCUGAGUUUGAAGAUGCUUUUGUCCGAGCACUUUUGACCUUGGCAGAUCAAAUAUCCAUUGACCUGCAAAUGUGUGGGAAGUGUGGAAAUUCAUGCAACUUGGAUAUGCUGGUGCAGGUUUUUGUGAUCGUAUUUGAAAUACCGAUGUUAGAAAGGUGUGAGUAUCUAGAGACAGCUCUUCCCAAGUUGUGCACUGUCGCUAGUCUCCUACCGCUGGCCGCCCAGUCAAGAUUAGCCAGAGUCUGGGCCAGGCACAGUAAACCGAGGCUAAAAAAUAUCCUCGAAGCUUUACAACAGCUAGUCUCCUCAAAAGUUGUCAUGGGCACAUUCACCAGUGAAUAUUUUGUUCAGGAUGAUGAAGCCAUUACAGCAGCUACUAAAGUUAUGAAAAUCCUUUACUUCGCAAACCUGUUGGCCGGUGAAUUAGAUUCUCCUGAGCUACGAGAAGAAGAUUUGUCAGACUGUCCUAUUUCUGAAGAUUCCUUAUUCUAUGGUUUUAUUAGUGCAAAAAGGGGCUGUACGUGUCCGGCCGACAAAGAUCCUCUGGGUGAAGAACUGAAUAUUGACGUCCUGGAUGCUCGAACACCUUUUAUACCCUUCUCCGAGUUUUACAAUGAGCCGCUUAGCGAUGUUGUUGAAAUGGACAAAGACUUCGCAAAUUACAAAAGCUCCAAAGAAUCAAGUGGUUCUGGCCUAGUGUUCGGGAUGACUUCUAAAAAAUUUAGUUUCAUGCACUAUUCCUUCAUUUUAACUCCUGCAACUAAAACGCUGGGAUUGUAUUAUGAUAAUCGCAUUCGAAUGUAUAGUGAAAGGCGCAUAAGUUUGCUUCGAACUGUUGUUGGAACACCAACCAACCCUUAUUUAAGGCUGAAAGUUAGGAGAGAUCACAUCAUAAAAGAUGCGCUCGUUGAGCUUGAAAUGAUAGCAGCAGAAAAUCCAAAAAAUCUAAAGAAACAACUUGUUGUGGAAUUUGAGGGAGAACAAGGUAUCGAUGAAGGAGGUGUUUCUAAGGAAUUUUUCCAACUCAUAGUGGAAGAAAUUUUCAACCCUGAUUACGGUAUGUUCACUCUUCAACCUGAAACGCGCACUAUGUGGUUCAACACAACAUCUUUUGAAAGUGAUGCACAGUUCACCUUAAUCGGCAUUGUGCUCGGUUUAGCGAUUUACAACAAUGUUAUAUUAGAUGUCCAUUUUCCAAUGGUUGUGUACAGAAAACUGAUGGGGAAGAAAGGGACUUACUACGAUUUAGAAGAUUUCAACAAGUCCCUGUACUCCGGUUUAAAAUCAAUGUUAGAUCACGAAGACGAUGAUAUGCAGGACACAUUCAUGCAGACUUUCAGGAUUUGUUAUGAAGAUGCUUUUGGAUCUGUUUUACAUCAUGAUUUGAAAGAAAACGGAGAUCAGAUUUAUGUUAAUCAAAUUAAUAAGAAAGAAUUUGUUGAUCUCUAUUCUGAUUUCCUUCUCAAUACAUCAGUGGACAAACAGUUUAAAGCCUUUAGACGUGGUUUCGAAAUGGUGACAGAUGAAUCGCCCCUUCAUCUUCUUUUCAGACCAGAGGAAGUAGAACAGCUAAUUUGCGGUAGCAAGAGUUUCAAUAUGAACGAAUUAGAAGAAGCCACGGAAUAUGAUGGUGGCUAUACCAGUGAGACGCAAAUUAUUAAAGACUUUUGGGAAAUAGUUCAUGCACUUCCUUUGGAAAGUCAAAGAAAACUACUUCAAUUUGCAACAGGCAGUGAUAGAGUUCCAGUAGGUGGACUGUCUAAAUUGAAAUUGAUAAUUGCCCGAAACGGCUGUGAUUCUGAUAGAUUGCCGACUGCUCAUACAUGUUUUAAUGUCAUUCUCCUCCCUGAAUAUAGUUCUAAAGAAAAACUGAACGACAGAUUAAUCAAAGCUAUCAAUUAUUCCAAGGGAUUUGGAAUGCUUUAAGUGUAAUUUUUCAGCGAUUUGGAUCAUGUCUGCGGAUUCCACUCUGUUAGCACUUUAAAUUUUUUACCCUCCUAUUUGCUCCUCCAAAAUGAGGACUUUUACACAAAAAAUGUAAGAAUGUUUGCGAAGAAGAUCCUUUUUAUACCAGUUUGCGAAGGAAUUUUCAGAUGGUCUAUUUAAUGUUUUUUCCAUCUAAUAUUCUUUCCGCAGCAAAGUCUUAUGCUAAUACCAAAAUUUCAAAAUGUUAUAUAGGCGUCUAAAGCUCUGACUAAUUUUUUGGAUUAUCAAUUUAUUUAAAGAUAAAGUUCCUCUGUUUCAGAGAGGAAAUAAUUUUCCCCAUCUUGAAUGUGAAAGUAAGUUAAGAGUCAUUUAAGGAAAGUUAAGUGUAAUGUUUUAAUUUUCAAAUCUAUGAUGUACCCACUUAUUGUCUAAAUAUGGGAUACAAGUGAUGACCAGACAUGGGCUUCUGUGAGCAAAAUGUCACUGUGUCUUUUAGAUUAAAUUUUUAAAGUGAAACCAUCUCAACUGAGCUGUUGCCAAAUUUCUCCUUCUUCCAUAUUUCUCAAGAACAGCUAAUGAACUGUGUCUUGCAUAACUUUUGAGUGAUUUGUUUGUACUCGAAUCAAAAUAUUUAAUGCAAAGUGUAUAUUCCGAUCCUCUUAGAAAAAAUAAUUUUAAGUGGAAAUUUGACAACAUUAGAACAAGCUAGUUUUUCUCUGAUAAAUUCAAUCUUUUUUGUCACUUCACCUUGGAUAAACAUGCUCUAGGUUUUCGUGCUCUUAACAAAUUGUUUAUCGUUGUUUUAUCUGGUUGUACAAUUUUUUUUAAAAAAAUUCUCCCUUUUACACACCGAAA